Silurus meridionalis is the source of this 2641-nucleotide messenger RNA. It is a transcript of the gene abcg2d, whose product is annotated as ATP-binding cassette, sub-family G (WHITE), member 2d. Gene Ontology annotation, cellular component: plasma membrane. Lineage: Eukaryota; Metazoa; Chordata; Actinopteri; Siluriformes; Siluridae. The transcript is spliced from 17 exons. Bases 273 to 2246 code for a protein of 657 amino acids. Gene Ontology annotation, molecular function: ABC-type transporter activity; ATP hydrolysis activity; ATP binding. The record is from RefSeq and is a predicted model, not a curated record.
UAACAUUCCAACACAUCCAUAAAACCAGCAGCUGUAAUGAAGACUUCAGGAUAAGUGAAGAAGAAGAGAGAAAGUAAGGGACACGCUUCAGUGGAAUGCUGUCAGCGUGGUUUGCGUGAUCUCCUCCUCCUGCGGUCCCUCUCUAUAUAAGUGCUUGCCUUUAGAGUCAGAGCUGCCGGAGUUCCUUCACACAGCCUGCAGGAGAGAACCGGGAUUCCCUGAAGUGUCCAAACAUCACAGCAGGAAACACUGAAGAGCGACAGCCUCAUGAGAUGGAGGUUUCACAGAAUCAUAUCCGCAUUCACGUGAUUGAGGACGUGGGCCAGAAUGGGACGUCUCGAAAUCAAGUCAUUACUAAAGAUCCGGUCUCGCAGCAGCGCGGAUCCACUGUGAGCUUCCACAACAUCCAGUACAAUGUGACAAUAAAGAGUAGGUCAUGUAAGAAGAAGAGCAUCACUAAGGACAUCUUGGUAGAUCUUAACGGAAUCAUGAAACCUGGUUUAAAUGCAAUUUUAGGCCCCACAGGAUGUGGCAAAUCUUCAUUUUUGGAUGUGCUUGCAGCGAGGAAGGAUCCCUCAGGUCUUUCUGGUGAAGUCCUAAUUGAUGGAGCUCCACAGCCAUCCAACUUUAAAUGCCUUUCUGGCUAUGUUGUACAGGACGAUGUGGUGAUGGGCACUUUGACUGUGAGGGAGAAUCUGAGCUUCUCGACCGCACUCCGCCUUUCAUUCUCUGUAAAACAGAAAGAAAAAGAGGCCAGAGUCAAUCAUCUCAUUUCAGAGUUAGGCCUCAGUAAAGUUGCAGACAGAAGGGUGGGUACUCAGCUGAUUCGUGGCAUCUCUGGAGGUGAACGAAAGAGGACUAGCAUUGGCAUGGAGAUGAUCAUUGACCCCUCUGUACUGUUCCUGGAUGAACCCACUACAGGCCUGGAUGCCAGCACCGCCAACUCUGUUCUGCUGCUGCUUAAAAGAAUGGCCAAAAAUGGACAUACCAUUAUAAUGUCCAUCCACCAGCCACGCUAUUCCAUCUACCAGCUCUUUGACAACCUCACACUGCUGGUCAGUGGCAAACAAGUCUACCAUGGACCUGCCCAUGAUGCACUGGACUACUUCGCAAACAUUGGUUUUGUUUGUGAACCCCAUAACAACCCAGCAGAUUUCUUCCUGGAUGUCAUUAAUGGAGACUCUAUAGCUACGACUAUGGACAGGCUGCAGAAAGGAGAAGAUCUAGAGUUGGAUGAUUCAGACACAAAGCAGAGCAUUGAAGAGCGGCUGGUGGAGGAAUACAGGAAAAGCAUCUAUGCUCAGGAAACCAAGGCUGAACUGGAGUGUAUCUUAAGGGGCAAAGACUACAGCACCAAACCCAAGUCCCGCACCAUCACUUACAACUGCGGUUUCUUCCAUCAGCUAAACUGGGUCACGAAGAGAACGUUCCGGAACCUGACGCUAAACCCUCAGACCUCUAUUGCCCAGUUGGCAGUGACAAUUAUCAUGGCACUCAUUGUUGGCGCCAUUUUCUUUGGAGUGAAAGACAACCAGAGCGGCAUACAGAACAGGUUUGGAGCUUUGUUCUUCAUCACCACUAACCAGUGUUUCAGUACAUUGUCAGCUGCAGAGCUUUUCAUCACGGAGAGGAAGCUCUUCAUACAUGAAUACACCAGUGGCUACUACAGAGUGUCGGUGUACUUCCUGUCCAAGAUCCUGUCCGACAUCAUCACUCUGCGCACGAUCCCUGCUGUGGUCUUCACCUGUAUCGUCUAUUUUAUGAUUGGAUUUAAGCUUGACGCCGCCGCAUUCUUCAUAUUCAUGUUCACAGUGAUUUUAGUGGCAUACACAGCCACAGCUAUGACCAUGGCUAUCUCUGCUGGUCAGUCUGUUGUGGCCAUCGCAAAUAUCUUUAUGACAAUCAUCUUUGUUUUCAUGAUGAUCUUCUCCGGUCUGCUGGUGAAUCUGGAAAGUGUCAUGGCUUGGCUUGCCUGGCUUAAGUACCUGAGCAUCCCACAUUACGGACUUACGGCUUUGGAGAUCAAUGAGUUUGUGGGAUUGACAUUUUGUGGGAAUCUCUCAGACCAACUAAUAACCAACAACACUCAAGGAAUCAUCUGCACAGGAGAGCAACAUCUGCAGGCCCAAGGGAUCGACUACUCUACAUGGGGUUUAUGGAAAAACCACUUAGCCAUGAUAAUUAUGACCAUUAUAUUUCUCAUCAUCACCUACAUCAAGCUCAGGUUCAUGCGCAAGUUCUCCUAAGGGCUGAGAACGCUGUUCCUUUGACUUAUUUGUGGAACUGCAACAUGGAGAGUUGCCAGGUUGAGACCUACAGCUUGGAAGAUUCCACGUUUGGUCGAAUUGCCAAAAGUUGUUUAGAAUAAUGAAGGACUGAAACGGAUAUUUAAUUUAAAUGACAUGAACAGCUACUACACGUGGCGGCUAAAUUAAUCACACAAAAUAUAUGCUUUUUUUGUGUAGAUUCUGAAUAAUGUCUUAAUCCAACUGUAGUCAGAUGAACAUAAUUGUAAAUAAUGAAAGUGAUUCAGGUUUUCUUUUUAUAUUCACUUUGUAUUGUGGAUUUUUACGUUCUAAUUCAUGUUCACGAUUCUUUUUGUAUCGUUCUUUAUUACCAGAUAUAAACAAAAAAGUGUUUU